Messenger RNA from Diospyros lotus (date-plum), 1358 nucleotides. RefSeq lists its product as uncharacterized. The record is from RefSeq and is a predicted model, not a curated record. The coding region runs from base 228 to 1139 and encodes 303 amino acids. The transcript has 3 exons. Gene Ontology annotation, molecular function: polysaccharide binding. NCBI's taxonomy places the organism in Eukaryota, Viridiplantae, Streptophyta, Magnoliopsida, Ericales, Ebenaceae.
UGUGGCCAUUGCCUAGUGCUUGUCAGCUAAUAACCCAUAUGAUCAUGGUUCAUGGAAGAAGAAGAGGCUCUGCUUUUUAGGAAUGUUGAAAACUCUCUCUCUCCACCGAAAUAUCAUUCAGAUUCAUUCUUGGUCCAAUGGAUGUCUAAUCCACUGCAGGAAAGUCUUAUUGACGAACUACCUUUCCUUCCGUCCCAUCUCGACUCUACACUCGAGUUCCAAAUCGAAUGUCAACUCUAAACCUCCAUCGUCCAUGGCCGCUUCUCCUCCUCCUCCUCCUCCUCCGCCUCUCUGCUGCCCAUCUCCGCCCACCAACCCCCGCCAGCUGCCACCCCACCUGCGGUACCCUCCCCGUCAAAUACCCCUUCGGCACCGGCCCCGGCUGUGGCCACCCCGCCUUUGCCACCUAUAUCAAGUGCUCCUCCGCCGGCACCCUCCAAUUCUCCACCGCCGCCGGCGUCUACACCGUCGCCUCCAUCGACUACCCAUCCAGCACUGUCAUCAUCACCGACCCUCUCAUGUCCAACUGCACCUCCAUGCAGAACUCUGGCAGCUUCAGCCUCGACCGCUCCGCCCCCUUCACCCUGGCGGCCGCCACCACCUUCGCCCUGCUCGGCUGCUCCGCCACCUCGCCGGUCUUCGACGAAAGAGAGGAGUUCUGCGACACCGGCUCCGGUUCGCUCAUCUGCCGGGGCUUGUACUCCUGCCAAGGCGUCGUUGGAAUAGGGCUGGCGCAGGAUGCCCCGGUGUCGAGCUGCUGUGUUUACGAGCCGGAGAUUGUGCUUGGGUCGGGGUUCGGUCUGGAUCUUCCGAAGCUGCAGUGUUCGUCUUAUAGCGCCAUUUAUGGGUUUGGAGGGCAUGAAGGGGAGCCCAUGAAAUGGGAGUAUGGGAUUUCAUUGCAGUACAAUGGAUCGUAUUACAAUGAAUCGUGCAAGAACUGUGAGGACAGUGGAGGAUUGUGUGGUUUUGCUGGGGCGGAUGAGUCCUUCGCCUGUAUCUGCAGCAAUGGGGUCAACAGCACCAACAAUUGCCUUGGCAGAGGGUACGCUUGGAGUGGAACGUGGAGACCCACAAAUACAAUUGAAGCCAAGAUGCUCGUUGGAGGAUAUCUUCUCUUGUGGAUGAUGCUGGUCAUGUGAAGCAGAUGUAUUCAUGUACGGAAGAGCCAUGCAGCUGCCGAGAACUGAGCUUGUUUGUCGCCCAUCUAAUAGAUAGGGCUGGCUAUAUUUAGUAUUUGAUUUUUGUACCAUUCUAAUUUCUUGCACCUUUGAAAUAGAUUAUUGAUAUUUUGUUUUUAUACAGUCAAUGAUUGAACCUACCUACGUUAUUGAAGCAGAAGCAACAGUUGUUUUUUUUUU